AUGGUUACAGUUUAUUGGGAAUUACUGAACAAUCGGAUAUGUGUGUGGUAUAGAAGCUGCAAAAAUGUUGCAAAAACUCAUUUGACUGGUUUUGAAGGGGAUGUGGAGGCAGAAAGAGCUCAAGCCCCUAUAGGAAUGGGCAGGCAAGCAUGGAAUGCUAAAAUUUAUUCUCUAAAUCUAUUGAGAUGGACCCCUAAAGAAAGUUUUCUUAGACUACAGAUAUACUGUUACAACUUGGAGAAGAAGAAUCUUGUGACGGUUACACAUAUAAAGAUAAGUGAUGGCAAUAAAUUUGAAUACUUUUUCAUGGCUAUAGGUUCCGCGGUUCAAGCAUUUCAAAGAUGCUUGCAUCCUAUUAUUAUCAUUGAUAGCGCACACCUUAUAGGGAAAUACUUUUGCACCAUGCUCCUAGCCAUAGGCAUGGAAGGCCUGAUCGUCAACUCAGAUGACGAAGUUGUUGCUUUUUACUCAAACAACCGAGUAAAGAAGUUUUUCAAAAAGCCUUCUAAUGAGAAGUCUCAAGUAAGUGAUGCAAAAGGAAGUUUUGAUGGAAAGUCUAUAAGUGAAGAGAAGAAAGUAAAGAGGAAGGAGAUCAAGUGCGAAGAUGCAAAAAUAGAGAAAAAGCUUAAAGGUGACUCUGGAUUCGACUUUCAUUACAGUAAUGGAGCGGAUCGUAUGGCCAAUGAUUGCAUGUUGCAAAAGAGGGAUGAAAAGAAGAACAGAGUCAAAGAUGAAUCAUAUUAUGUGGAAAGAUUAGAGGAAGUAAGAGCAAAAGAGAAGGGGAUGUCACUUGUGGCCAGCGGCAUGGAUGAAGAAGAAGGAACCUACCAAAUAUGGUCAUCAAGUUUUGAUGAUGAAGAAAUGUGA
Messenger RNA from Lactuca saligna, 867 nucleotides. NCBI's taxonomy places the organism in Eukaryota, Viridiplantae, Streptophyta, Magnoliopsida, Asterales, Asteraceae. The record is from the annotation of a GenBank genome assembly.